This is a messenger RNA of Fonsecaea multimorphosa CBS 102226, 1749 nucleotides long. RefSeq lists its product as uncharacterized. The transcript has 2 exons. Lineage: Eukaryota; Fungi; Ascomycota; Eurotiomycetes; Chaetothyriales; Herpotrichiellaceae. The record is from RefSeq and is a predicted model, not a curated record. Bases 1 to 1749 code for a protein of 582 amino acids.
AUGCGCCUGCUCAAUACCAAGACUCUGAAUCUGGAGGAAUUCUUAAACGAAGACCAAGUCAGCUAUGUCAUACUGUCUCAUCGAUGGGAGAAGGACGAGAUCUCUCUACAGCAGCUGGUCGCCGGCGGUGUCGAGGACAUGUUGGGCUACCAGAAAAUCCAGCAAUAUUGUCGCAUCGCGGCAGAAGCCGGCUUCCAAUACGCGUGGAUCGACACCUGUUGCAUCGAUAAGACAAGCAGUGCGGAGCUCAGCGAGGCCAUCAAUUCAAUGUACAGAUGGUACCAGAAAGCCGAUAUGUGCUACACCUACCUGUCCGAUGUCGAGUCGGUCAAUGACAUUGAGACCAGUGUUUGGUUCACUCGCGGCUGGACUUUACAGGAGCUUCUGGCACCCAAGUAUAUGACCCUUUUCAAUCGCCGCUGGAAACCUCUCUGUUCAAAAGAACAACUUGCACAGAAACUUUCCGAGAUUACAGGCGUGCCGUAUGGUGCUCUCUGUGGUACCGUGCCUCUCAGCAGUUGUUCUACUGCUCAAAGGAUGGCCUGGGCUUCUAAGCGCGUGACGACUCGUCCCGAAGAUCGAGCCUACUGCCUCAUGGGUAUCUUCGACGUCAAUAUGCCUUUAUUAUACGGCGAAGGCGAAAAGGCAUUCCGAAGACUCCAGGAAGAGAUAAUAAGAACGACCCACGAUCACUCUAUAUUCGCAUGGAGCUGCAAGGACGCCACGGGGCCUCGGGACCUGUUGGCUACAUCACCAGAGCUAUUUGUUAACUGCUCUGAGGUCACUUUGCGAUCUGACGCGUCAAGGCCAGAACAAUACUUCAUGACAAAUUCCGGCCUCUCGAUAUCGCUCCAGAUGCUGCCCUGGGCCGUGGAUAUCUAUCUUGCGGUCCUCGAAUGUACAGCCGAUGCGCCCCAGCUGAAGCUCGAGCGUGCUUUAACACCCGACACUACUCGACUGGCAAUUUUUCUUCAUCAAACCAAACGCACUGGAGAAUUCUUCCGCAUGGCUAUUUCGGGCCGAGAGAUCUUCACCUGUAAACGAAGUGGGGUGAGGCAUUGGCUGAAGACGCGCCGGAUUCUGAUUCUUCCAUGCGCCCCGCAAGAGGCUGUUCCUUCCUCCUUGAGUCGGCUGCUGCCAUAUGGGUUUGUUUUUCGAUCGACUCCCACUAGGAUUGAUCCAACAAAACCUGAAGACGGCCCUGUUGUCCUCCGUGGCAGGAAUCCACCUGAAUUUUGGGCCAACUCUGAUCAUUGGAUGGUCAAACUACAUCCCGGCCAGUGUGGUACCGUCGCAACGCUUGAUCUGAGAGGGUUCGGACCGAUGAAUUGUUUGCUCAAGUUUGGCUUCGACUUUGAAUUCCAUCCAGUCUGCAUGGUGGAUACGCGUACACGAGAGCCAGAAGAACAUGACGUAACAAGCGUCCUCAACAACGAUGACUGGAUUGACAACGGCGUUGCAUUACAUGGUAUUGAUGCCCCAUUGCAGGACCUAGAUAUUUGGGAACGACGAGAAAGUUACGCCUUCAGGGCCCACAGGCAUUUCUUCUCUUCGGUAUGGAUUUUCCCACUGCAGCUUCGCAUCGAGUUCAGCUCGCAGUCUACUCACGUUGGACUUGACCUUCAUAAUGUGUAUGUGAGAUAUUUUCCGCAAAAAGAGGUGGCCAAAGUCCAGAAAGCAAAAACAACUAAACCUAAAUUUUCCUACCCAUGCUUAUCGAAAGAAGACGUCCUAUAUGAGCACGAUUGA